GGAGUAACAGCGUUUGAUCAGAGACAGAUGAUAAAGACACGAAAUAAACAGCACAUAGUACUCACACUCCAGAUCCAGAAUUGUAUUUCUUCAGUGACUAUUCAGUAAAAUACAUGUGGGAAUGGCCCUUGGGAUGUCCGGCUUCCCCCUUGUCCCAUUCUUCAUGUUUGGGAUCUGCUGUGCAGGGGCGUCGCAGGAGACAUGCCAGGGGAACGUUGGGAAUAGAGAUGUAUAUGCUCCAUUUGGAAGCUGGUUUCCGUUAAACUGCACUCACAACUGCUCUCUAGCUGGAUGGGAAUCACGAAUAAGAAAGAGGAAUGAAUCUAAAGGACCUGGCUGGGUUUCUGUCCAAGUUGAAGUUGGAACUGGAGCAAUAGUUGAUGGCUGGAGAGCAUCAAACAUAAACUGCGUUGUUCUAUCAGACGGAAACUCUGUUGAUAACAUUGUCAAAGUAAUCCCAUAUGAGAUUCCCCGUUUGGUGACAGCAGACAUGGAGGACAAUCUGGAAGAAGGGAAAUCAUACAAUGUCACUUGUACUGUACAUGGAGUUGCACCUAUUCAGAACCUCAUGGUCACAGUUUUGAGAGGGGAAGAAGUGAUUCACCAGAAAACAUUUGAGGAUGACUCUCGAGUUGGCAACAUUACACAAGUAGUCACAUAUCCAAUCACAGCUCAGAGAAGUGACAACAUGAAGAAUUACUCCUGCCAGGCCACCCUUGCACUGGGAACAGUCAUUGGGAAAGUUACAGUAAAGUCAUCCAGUGUCAAUGUUAGGACAUUCGGACUACCAAAAGCACCAAAAACUAAGACUAGUCGAUGGAUAGAGAUUGGAACUGAGCUCAUUUGUGAAGUCUUCAAUGCUUUCCCCCCUGAUGAUGUGACAGUGACAAUGCUCUUCAACAAUAUAUCCCUUAAUGUGAAUAAAAGCAAGAAGGUUGAUGGCACAGUGAUAGGACUCGCUACGAUACCUCCCGGGUAUUUCCCUUCCGCUAACUCUUAUCAACUUCAUUGCAAAGCUGAACUUCUGGGUCUGUCUACUGAAGAAACUAUGGAUAUUUACAUCUAUGAGUCUGCAAAAAUCAAUCUCACUCUCCUUAAUACUGAAGUGCUUUUGGGUGGAACCAUAAGAGUCUCCUGCGUGCUAACCAAUGAUCAUCCAGAUCAAUACAGUAUAGUCAUUAGUUUAAAUGGGGAACACGUCUGUGAAAACCCAAAGUGGGACUGUAAUGCGACUAUUAAGGAAACAUCCUCAAUGGCAAAUGUUACCUGUAAAGCUUUCCUUAAAAUGAAUCAGACCAUCACCUAUACGACUCAGCAAUCUAUCACUGUCAAUGGUAAAAAGACAUGGGCCUACAUAUAUAUUAAGGCUAGUGUAUUUAUUGGAUUGACAGUAGCAGCAUUCGUAGGGACAGCUGGGAUAGUCGUAUAUCUGUGCAAAAGGAAAGGAUAAAAGGCUUCCUACAGAAUAACAAACCAGCAGGACCCUCUAAUGGAGAACAGACUCAACAACCAGUUGAAAACCAUAAAGGGAAUCAAUUUAGAAUGAUGUACAGUCAUUUAUUUUUGUAGUAAGGAAAGGGAAUUCAGCAUGUAACCCUAUGAAGAGAGCAUCGGCCCUGGGGAAUGUUCUUACCGGGAGAGAAACAGGAGACAAUUAUCCCUGGGCUUCAUUUUCUACCGCGCAAGAACUAAGAAGUUGUGAACAUGGAGAAGCUUCAAUCUUCCUGUUUUCCCUGUGUAGCUCCAGCAAUAACAAAAACCAUUGAUAUGUCUUAUUAAUACACCAGGCAAAAAGUAUGUUCAGCCCAAACCCUAUUCACAGGGGCAAUAGCUUCCUAUAUCUUUUAUUUCAUAUAUAUGUAUAAUAUUCAUGGGGUGCCAUUAUUACCCAGUGCCCCCAAUUGUAUAGAAUUUGCUAAUGAAUAUCAUGAUCCCAUUACCCAAUCAUGUUGGAAAUAUAACUGACAGUGUUUAUCAGCAUUCUGGUUGACAAUGAGUUCUACUACAUAUAUGAGACCUGUUAUCCAGAAUGCUCGAGAUCUGGGGUUUUCCAGAUAAGGGAUCUUUCUGUAAUUUGCGUAUCUUACAUCUACUAUAAAUAUUAAAUAAACCCAAUAGGCUGGUUUUGUCUCCAAUAAGGAUUAAUUAUAUCUUAGUUGGGAUCAAGUACAAGCUACUGUUUUAUUAUUACAGAGAAAAAGGAAAUCAUUUUUAAAAAUUUUGGAUUAUAUGGGAGUCUAUGGGAGAGGGCUUCCCCGUAAUUUGGAGCUUUCUGG
Molecule: messenger RNA, 2276 nt
Organism: Xenopus laevis (African clawed frog)
Lineage: Eukaryota; Metazoa; Chordata; Amphibia; Anura; Pipidae
Product: intercellular adhesion molecule 3
Exons: 6
Coding region: 122-1450 (442 amino acids)
Source: RefSeq, a predicted model, not a curated record